Molecule: messenger RNA, 2779 nt
Organism: Poecile atricapillus (Black-capped chickadee)
Lineage: Eukaryota; Metazoa; Chordata; Aves; Passeriformes; Paridae
Product: bifunctional heparan sulfate N-deacetylase/N-sulfotransferase 4
Exons: 13
Coding region: 1-2622 (873 amino acids)
Cellular component (GO): Golgi apparatus
Molecular function (GO): deacetylase activity; heparan sulfate N-sulfotransferase activity
Source: RefSeq, a predicted model, not a curated record
AUGAAUCUCAUCGGGAAGCUCCGCAGAAGCUUCCGAACGCUGGUCAUUCUCCUGGCCACCUUCUGCUUGGCAAGUAUUGUCAUCUCUGCCUAUUUCCUCUACACUGGCUACAAGCAGGAAAUGGCCCUCGUGGAAAGCACUGGGCAGGCAGAGUGCGAGGAGCUCAAACUUCUGCCCUACAGGUCUGCGGAGCUGAGGACUCCUAAGCCAAUUGAUCCCUCUAGGACUGAUCCCACUGUGCUCCUGUUUGUGGAAAGCCAGUACUCCCAGCUGGGGCAAGACAUCAUAGCCAUCCUCGAGUCCAGCAAGUUUCAGUACCACAUGGUCAUCGCACCAGCCAAGGGGGACAUUCCCCCGCUCACAGACAACGGGAGAGGCAAAUACACGAUUGUUAUAUACGAGAAUAUUUUAAAGUACGUGUCCAUGGACUCAUGGAAUAGAGAGCUUCUGGAAAAAUACUGUGUGGAAUACAGUGUUAGCAUAAUUGGUUUUCAUAAAGCCAACGAGAACAGCUCCCCGAGCAUCAGACUGAAAGGGCUGCCAUUGCAGCUGUACAACAACGUGGCCCUCAGAGACUGCGUGGUGAACGCUCAGUCGCCCCUGCUGCGCAUCACCAAAGCGCCCAGGCUGGAGAAGGGCCCCCUGCCCGGCGAGGACUGGACCGUGUUCCAGUUCAACCAUUCCACCUACCAGCCCGUGCUCCUGAGCGAGCUGCAGCCCUCCAGGCCCACCCCCGCCACACUGCCCAGGGCUGCUCUCUAUGCAACCGUCAUCCAGGACUUGGGCCUGCACGACGGCAUCCAGAGAGUCCUCUUUGGGAACAACCUGACCUUCUGGCUCCACAAGCUCAUCUUCAUCGACGCCAUCUCUUUCCUGUCGGGAAAGAAGCUCACGCUCUCCUUGGAGAGGUACAUUCUGGUUGACAUAGACGACAUCUUUGUCGGGAAGGAGGGGACAAGGAUGAACAUCAACGACGUGAAGGCUUUACUAGAGACUCAAAAUUUACUGCGCACUCAGGUUGCAAAUUUUACCUUCAACCUUGGAUUUUCAGGAAAAUUUUACCAUACAGGGACUGAGGAGGAGGAUGAGGGUGAUGACCUGCUGCUGAGAUCUGUGGAUGAGUUCUGGUGGUUUCCCCACAUGUGGAGUCACAUGCAGCCACACCUCUUCCACAAUGAGUCCUCACUGGUGGAGCAGAUGAUCCUCAACAAAGAGUUUGCAAUAGAGCACGGCAUCCCGACGGGCAUGGGCUACGCGGUGGCUCCGCACCACUCCGGGGUGUACCCGGUGCACGUGCAGCUCUACGAGGCCUGGAAGAAGGUGUGGCACAUCCGCGUCACCAGCACGGAAGAGUACCCGCACCUGAAGCCUGCACGGUACAGACGGGGCUUCAUCCACAAUGGCAUCAUGGUGCUCCCUCGACAGACCUGUGGCCUUUUCACUCACACUAUUUUUUACAAGGAAUAUCCUGGCGGUCCUCAGGAGCUGGACAAAAGUAUCCGAGGAGGUGAACUCUUCCUCACCAUUCUCCUGAAUCCUAUCAGCAUUUUCAUGACCCACCUGUCCAACUACGGGAACGACCGCCUGGGCCUGUACACCUUUGCCAACCUUGCCAGCUUUGUCAAGAGCUCCACAAACCUCCAGCUGCAGACGCUGCCCCCCGUGCAGCUGGCUCAGAAGUACUUCGAGCUCUUCCCCGAGCAGACAGACCCUCUCUGGCAGAACCCGUGCGAUGAUAAACGACACAGGGAUAUUUGGUCCAGAGACAAAACUUGUGACCACCUGCCCAAAUUCCUGGUGAUAGGACCCCAGAAAACAGGAACAACAGCCCUUUAUUUAUUCCUUCUGAUGCAUCCUUCCAUUAUCAGCAAUCUCCCCAGUCCAAAAACUUUUGAGGAAGUUCAAUUCUUCAAUGGCAACAACUACCACAAGGGAAUUGACUGGUACAUGGAUUUCUUCCCCACUCCUUCCAACAUCACCACCGACCUCCUCUUCGAGAAAAGUGCCAACUAUUUCCAUUCUGAGGAAGCUCCCAAGAGAGCUGCUUCCCUCAUCCCCAAGGCCAAGAUCAUCACCAUCCUCAUCGACCCGUCCGACCGCGCCUAUUCCUGGUACCAGCACCAGCGCUCCCACGAGGACCCCACUGCCCUGAAAUUCAACUUUUAUCAAGUCAUCACCUGCAGCCCCUGGGCAGCGCCGGAGAUCCGGGCGCUGCAGAAGCGCUGCCUGACGCCCGGCUGGUACGCGCUGCACAUCCAGAGGUGGCUCUCGCACUUCCCUGCCUCCCAGUUGCUCAUUAUUGAUGGACAGCAGCUGAGAAGUGACCCUGCUACGGUGAUGGAUGAAGUGCAGAAGUUUCUGGGAGUCUCUCCUCAUUACAAUUACUCUGAAGCCCUAACGUUUGACCCUCAGAAAGGUUUCUGGUGCCAGUUAUUGGAAGGAGGGAAAACAAAGUGCCUGGGGAAAAGCAAAGGUCGGAAAUACCCGCCAAUGGACCAAGAGUCCCGAGCGUUUCUGUCCAGUUACUACCGCGAGCACAACGUGGAGCUGUCCAAGCUGCUGCACAGGCUGGGGCAGCCGCUGCCCUCCUGGCUGCGGCAGGAGCUGCAGAAGGUCAGGUAGCACCGGCGGGGACCCGGCCAGGCCCAUUCCUGCCCCCUCCGGCUCACUCGGCAUCGUCAGGACAGGACCUCACGGACACCGCUCUUCCCAGCAAAAAUAAAAACCAAACAAACCCAAGAAACCAUAAGAGAAUGAAUAAAAAAGCCCCAAACCCGAA